UAUUGCUCAGUACAUGCUCCGGCAGCCAAUGGGGUGCGAGGGGGCGUGGCAGCCGAAGCUACAGUAAUCUUCUGAGAGUCGCGCUGCCAUCACAACGGGCUUCAAGCACUUCGUUAUACAGUAACAGACUGAAACAUCUACAACCAUGUCUGAGGCUGAGUUUCAGAAAGCAGCAGAGGAGGUCAAACAGCUGAAAGCGAAACCAACGGACGCUGAGAUGCUGGAAAUUUACAGUCUGUACAAACAGGCCACCGUAGGAGAUGUUAACACAGCUCGACCGGGCAUGUUAGAUUUCACUGGCAAGGCCAAAUGGGAUGCUUGGGAGGGCAAGAAAGGUAUGAGUAAGGAUGAUGCUAUGAAAGCAUACAUCGCUAAGGUGGAAGAGCUGAAGGGAAAAUACGGAAUCUAAUAGACGGAACCUAUCAUGGCCAGCCUGUCUUUACCUGUACUGUUCUCCAAUAAAGUGCCUUCAGGCCUCAAGUGUGGCCCCUAACAAGGGUGUUACAGUUAUGCUGAAGCAUGCAGACUCCGUUCCUGAAGGAGAGAAUAGGCACAUUCCUUGCAGGCCAAAAGAAAUUGUCCACCACUAACCACAUGUAGUGAAAGCCCUAAUGAAUUCAGAUCUAUGCAAUGCCAUAAAAUCACUUUUUUCAAAAACCAUGUUUGCUUUGUGUUUUCUUACAAACACUGACUAAGAAAAACAUGUUGGAUUUCCCUUAAAAAGUUUGAUAUGCUUUUUUUUUGAGACCCUGUGAAUGAUUUUAUGAUUAAAAAAAUGAUCAAACGCA
Cyprinus carpio (common carp) is the source of this 788-nucleotide messenger RNA. Its product is annotated as acyl-CoA-binding protein. The record is from RefSeq and is a predicted model, not a curated record. Gene Ontology annotation, molecular function: fatty-acyl-CoA binding. Gene Ontology annotation, biological process: fatty acid metabolic process. NCBI's taxonomy places the organism in Eukaryota, Metazoa, Chordata, Actinopteri, Cypriniformes, Cyprinidae.